AUCCGUCGAGGCCAAAGCACAUAGCCCCUUUGCUAGUUUUAUGAAUGUUCUCGAUAAUUCAUUCACUAGUGUCGAUGGUGCGCUGUUGGACACCCAGUUGUCUGAUCAUCUGCAUGAAAAUAGUGAAGCGGAUAUUGAUAAUUAUGACAGACAGAUUUCGUUGGAAAUAUCUUCCAAUGAUGUUGAAAGUCCACUACUCGGUAAUGCACUGAAUUUAGGUAUCUUCAGCCGAAAGAAAGUUGAGUGCAUGACCGAAGUAAAAAGUAGUGUUUCUGUUGAUUCGGACCGCAGACCUCAGCUUGGGACUGAUUUUGAAAACCCAAUUAAUGUCGACGAACGUAACGACUCUUUUUUCUCUGACGAGGGUACCCUUAAAUCAAACAAGAAAAGGGUUAUCACACAAGAACAAGAUGAUGGUAGCGGAUUUAAUUCACCGGGUAAUAGCAAUAAGAGAAAAAGAUGGAAACCGAUAUUAGAGAAAAAAAAAGAAACUGAAGAGUUUGAAGAUUCUAUCACAAUGCAACUAAAUGAUUGCCACGACUUGCAAGCUCCUACAGAUACAAUUUGUGAUGAUGUAGAAGAUUCAACCUUGCUUAAUUGGGACGCACUGCAAGGAUCAGGAACAAAGUCCAGAGUCCUUGAUGGAGGCCCGUAUACAUCACUCUUCGCGACACCGAGUGAGAUAUAG
This is a messenger RNA of Acaulospora colombiana, 688 nucleotides long. NCBI's taxonomy places the organism in Eukaryota, Fungi, Glomeromycota, Glomeromycetes, Diversisporales, Acaulosporaceae. The record is from the annotation of a GenBank genome assembly.